Helobdella robusta is the source of this 588-nucleotide messenger RNA. RefSeq lists its product as hypothetical. NCBI's taxonomy places the organism in Eukaryota, Metazoa, Annelida, Clitellata, Rhynchobdellida, Glossiphoniidae. The record is from RefSeq and is a predicted model, not a curated record. The transcript is spliced from 6 exons. Bases 1 to 588 code for a protein of 195 amino acids. Gene Ontology annotation, molecular function: calcium ion binding.
AUGUUGGAAAUAAAGCAAAUGGGUUCCAUGGUGUCCAUGGAAGCUUUGGCUACGGGUCUCAAAACAAAAACGCAGUGGUGUCACAGACAAUGCUCGAGAAUUACCGGCUCACUGAGGAAAGUGACUGAUUUUGUAUGCCCCGCCUGCAUCAACCCGCGACAACGGAGUCCAUAUAAUGAUACGAUUACCGGGAUCGAAACUGUUACUUCACUUCAGUAUUUGGAAGAAAUGAAACGUACGUCUGGCCUAUGGCGGGUUACUGACGAGUUUCGUGAGAGACGAAACGUAAAUCUGGCCUAUGGCGGGCUACUGACGAAUCCCGUGAGAGACGAAACGUACGUCUGGCCUAUGGCGGAAUUUAAACGAGUAUUUAAAUCAUUUGACCGGAGUAAAAGUGGUGAUAUCACUCCAUCCGAUAUUCAAAAAGUCAUGAAAGAUUUAGGUAACAUGAUAAGCGAUGAAGAAGCUCAACACAUUCUCAGACAUAUUGACAACAGCGUCAAAAAGUAUUUUUUUGCCAUUUAUAUCUUAUCGAGUCUCGGAAUUGGUUCAUACAAGAAGAUGUUUACAUUUUUAAUACUCUGCUGA